Molecule: messenger RNA, 1005 nt
Organism: Brenthis ino (lesser marbled fritillary)
Lineage: Eukaryota; Metazoa; Arthropoda; Insecta; Lepidoptera; Nymphalidae
Source: the annotation of a GenBank genome assembly
AUGUCCGACGGUAAUUGCCAGAGCGACGUUGUUGAACCUUGCGCAAAGAAAAUUAAAAAAGACGAGCAAAAUGAAAACGGUGUAAUAGAAUCGCAAUUAGAAUUAAAAGACUUUAUUCCUACGAAAAUAAUUAACAAUAAUACGAAUAGGAAAACAGUUUGCGUGCUUGGAAAUUUUAAAGACAAAAGUGAUGUAGCGUUGGUACUUUUAGAAAAAAAUGCUUUCAAAGCAGAAGAAUUAGACAGCAAUGGUUAUUUCUCAGCGGAAAGCGAACUAAAGACAUUCUUCCAGAACGAUAUUUACGGAAAUUUCGAGUGUUUUCCCAAAAAUAGUAUCAAUGGUGUAAAGACCACAAUAAUCUAUCCAGCUACAGAUAAGCACAUAGCUAAAUUUUGUCAACAAGAAGUACAUAUUGUACUUGAAAAUCCAGACUGCUACAGUAAGGUGACACUGCCACAGUUAGAGAAGGAUCAGUUUAAUUUACAGUGGGUAUAUAAUAUUUUGGAUGGUAAAAGCGAACAAGAUAGAAUAGUAUACAACAAUAAGUGUGAAAAAGAGGGUUUUGUACUGUUGCCUGAUUUGAAGUGGGACGGACUCGCUAAGGAGACAUUGUACCUACUCGCUAUUGUUAGACAAAGAGGUAUUAAAAGUCUAAGGGAUUUGAAUGAGACGCACUUGCCUUUAUUGAAGAGAAUUCGUGACGAAGGAAAGAAAGCAAUUUUUGAGAAAUACAAAGUUCCGGGAAGUCAAUUGAGAAUCUACUUUCACUAUCAGCCGUCGUUCUAUCAUUUGCACGUGCAUUUUACAUAUCUGAAGCACGAGGCACCUGGUAUUUAUGCAGAGAAAUCGCAUUUAUUGGACACUGUCAUUAACAAUAUUGAAAUUAUGAACGAUUAUUACCAAAAAGUUUCUCUACCCUUCACUGUCCGUGAAAUGGACUCCCUUUUUAACGUUUAUGAGACCAAUGGAUAUGUACAAAAGAUUAAAACACAGUUAAUUGAUAAA